UGUCGGCGGGCGCUCGGCUGGACUCGACUCCUCUGCUGCGCCCCGGCUCCCCUCAGUCCGCGGCCCGGGUCCCGGGUCCCCGGCAGGAUUGUCCUUCUCAGCUCACACAUGUUCAAGCCUUGCCAGACCCUGUUUGGGAUCCUGAUCUACCUGUAUGCCCGAAUUUUCCUGAGAUGAUAGGUCCAGAUCAGUUCCGCGGCGGCAGAAGCCUUAACACUACCCGAAGACAAUGGCCAAGAAUAAAGUAAGAGGACCGAAGUCUAGGAAUGUAUUUCACAUAGCCAGUCAGAAAAAUUUUAAGGCUAAAAACAAAGCAAAACCAGUGAUGACUAAUCUGAAGAAGAUAAACAUUGUUAAUGAUGAAAAAGUUCACAGAGUGAAUAAAGCUUUUGUAGAUAUACAAAAGGAACUUCUACAUUUCUCAAAAGGCCUUUCUCUUGAACCUCUGCAGAAACAGCUGACUCCUCCUCAGCAGUGUCAUGAAAAUGAACCAGUUAAUGUUGACGAAGCUACAAGAUUAAUGGCUCAGUUGUAAUAUACUGGUAAUGCAUUAAAUUUAAAAAAAAGAAAGAAAGAAAUGCUUUAUACAAUUUUAUUUUAAAAAUCUUGUUAAUGUACAGACAUUGGCACAUUUCAAAGACAAACUACAUCAACAGGUCUUUCCUAUAAUCUAGGAAAGUGGAAUGUCAGAAGUCAACAAAGUGUGAUAAACUUAAAGUGCUAAAACAGAAGGCACUUCACAAAAUCUGUUCACUGAAAACAGUUAACAUCUAUCCUAGUUUACAACCUUCAAAUUACAAGUGGCAGUGAGUGUCUGUGCAGAUAGGAGGGGACACAAUUUUGUGGCAGUAGAAAUAGAAGACAAACAAGUGAUGAGCCCUUGGCCAACUAUUUGUUUUUGAUGACCUUAACUCUACAAUUUCCCUCUUACAAAAUAAAAAGAAGAAUUCAGAAGUAAAGAAAAUAUUGAAGUCUUAAAAUAUAAUUACUUGGAAGAGGGACUUUUGGAUAUUAAGUCACAUAUACCCCUGAAGCAAUCAGAGCCCUUUGUUUUUAUGUUGAAGUUUUGUGAAGUAGAAAAGAAAGUAUUAGGGAGGAAUACUUCAGAAUCAGUGAACUACAAAGAUGUUACAUUCAUUAUUUUAAAUACUUAGUUAUUAAGUAUGCU
Molecule: messenger RNA, 1168 nt
Organism: Condylura cristata (star-nosed mole)
Lineage: Eukaryota; Metazoa; Chordata; Mammalia; Eulipotyphla; Talpidae
Gene: RBIS
Product: chromosome unknown open reading frame, human C8orf59
Exons: 6
Coding region: 230-535 (101 amino acids)
Biological process (GO): ribosome biogenesis
Cellular component (GO): nucleolus
Source: RefSeq, a predicted model, not a curated record